Messenger RNA from Grus americana (Whooping crane), 1379 nucleotides. RefSeq names its product N-terminal EF-hand calcium binding protein 2 (gene NECAB2). Gene Ontology annotation, biological process: regulation of amyloid precursor protein biosynthetic process. The transcript is spliced from 14 exons. Bases 35 to 1246 code for a protein of 403 amino acids. Gene Ontology annotation, cellular component: cytoplasm. The record is from RefSeq and is a predicted model, not a curated record. Gene Ontology annotation, molecular function: calcium ion binding. Lineage: Eukaryota; Metazoa; Chordata; Aves; Gruiformes; Gruidae.
AGUCCCCAGCUCCGGUAUGAGGCCGGGCUGAGCGAUGUGCGAGCAGGCAGCGCGCUACUGCCGGGCCGGCGUGCAGAGGCUGCUGCGCAAGCCACCGCCGGCGCUCCGCGGGCUGGACGGGCUGCUGCGCUGGGUGGUGGCCAGGAUGAGCGACAAGGGCGUCGGCGAGCGGGAGCUGCUCACCCCGGGCGCCGCUGCCGCGCAGAGGAAGGGCACCUCCGUCAUCCUCGAUAUUUUCAGAAGAGCUGACAAAAAUGAUGAUGGGAAGCUGUCCCUGGAAGAGUUCCAGGCCUUUUUUUCUGACGGGACACUCAAUGAAGAAGAACUUGAGAAGCUCUUUCAUACCAUUGAUUCGGACAACACCAACAACGUGGACACCAAGGAGCUGUGCGACUAUUUUGCUGACCAUAUGGGAGACUACGAAGACGUCUUGGCCUCACUGGAGAUGCUGAACCUCUCCAUCCUGAAGGCGAUGGACUACACCAAACGGGUCAUCAUCCUGUUCAGCGGUGUUGUCUCCUCAUGCGGUUGCAUUUGUGCGGUGUACGAGAGCGGCAGCAACGUGGACCAGUUUGUGACCCGCUUCCUGCUGAAGGAGACGGCAAACCAGACCCAGUCACUGCUGAGCUCUGUGGAGAGCGCCGUGGACGCCAUUGACGAGCAAACCAACCCCGCCAGGCACUGCCCCAGCAAGGCUGGCCACGGUCUGAUGGACGCCUGGUACGACAGCCCCGUGCCCAGCUACUCGCCCACCAGCCGGGUGGUCCCCAGGGAGCACGGGAAGAGCUUCCAGAUGGGUUCCCCCGACACCAAGGCGGAGGGGCUGGAGGGGCAGAUCAACAGGCUGGCCGAGCUGAUCGGCAGGCUGGAGGACAAGACUCUCUGGUUUGACCUGCACCAGCGGCUGUCGGACAGCGAGAGCACAGCUUGCACGUACCUCCUCCUGGUGCGGGACGAGAUGACGGUGUCGCACAAGCACCUGGGCGAGUUUUGCAGCUCCCUGAAGCAGUACCUGAAGAGCGUGGCCGGGGAGCGGGACUGCUUCCAUGUCACUGCAGUGAAGCUGCCCGAUGGGGUCACCUUCAUCGUCUACGAGUUCUGGGAGACUGAAGAGGACUGGAAGAGGCACCUGCAGAGUGCCACCUGCAAGGGCUUCCAGCACGUCAAGGUGGACACGCUGAGCCAGCCCGAGACCGUCUCCAGCGUGGCUGUGCCAGCCGCCUGGUGCACCCUGAGCCGAGAGUGACCGCCGGUGCCGGGGGGGGCCCCACCAGCGCCCGUCCCCGCUGCGGGGGGGGCCGUGACCCCCUACAUGGCUUGGGGGGGGGGGGCGGGAGUUGUCGGUGUGACCUGUCAGCAGUGAAGGAAACCCCCGUGUC